This is a messenger RNA of Cannabis sativa, 633 nucleotides long. RefSeq lists its product as uncharacterized. Bases 1 to 633 code for a protein of 210 amino acids. The transcript has 3 exons. Lineage: Eukaryota; Viridiplantae; Streptophyta; Magnoliopsida; Rosales; Cannabaceae. The record is from RefSeq and is a predicted model, not a curated record.
AUGUCAGUAGAGCUGACAUCAAUGCCCUCUGGGAUAGACUUGAGGAGAGCGCAAGCUGCGGUGGAAACUUUUCAAAAGUUUCACCAUAAAGGCAACAAUUGGCGCAACGAGUACGCACAACAAGCUUACGAGCAAAUGGUUGAAAUAGCGGCAACUCAACCAGCGCCCACUGAAGAUGAGCCCGAUGAGCCUGAUGUCGAUCCUACACAGUACCCCCGAGACUUACCUGUUAUGACGCAAGUACUCGGGGAACGAUCUCGACAUCUUAGAGGCUUUGGCCAUCUCCCCAGACUGAAGGGAGUUGGGGCCAAAAGAGCACCUGCCACGCAUCCUUCAGCCCCACCGACUGUUACAAUGGAACAGUACGAGGCUUUACAGAAAAAAGUGGAGGAAGCGGAGCAGACAACUCAACAUACGAGGCAGCAGUAUGAGACACAACAACUCUACCUCAGACGAUUCCAAGAUCAGUUUGAGUAUCUUUCUCGAGCUGUGCCGGGUUUCAACUUGCCUCCUAUGGAUCUUCCACCAUUGCCCACUCACAGUGUUUGGAUCAUCGGGCUGCUCACAGUCGGAUCGUCAUCGCAGCCUCUCGAGACUCAGAGAAACAACGAUGACGACAUUACCCGCCUAUAG